Arachis stenosperma is the source of this 2493-nucleotide messenger RNA. Its product is annotated as putative serine/threonine-protein kinase-like protein CCR3. The transcript is spliced from 2 exons. Gene Ontology annotation, biological process: protein phosphorylation. The coding region runs from base 1 to 2493 and encodes 830 amino acids. Lineage: Eukaryota; Viridiplantae; Streptophyta; Magnoliopsida; Fabales; Fabaceae. Gene Ontology annotation, molecular function: ATP binding; protein serine/threonine kinase activity. The record is from RefSeq and is a predicted model, not a curated record.
AUGAAGACAACACCACCACCCUCUUGUUCUUAUCACACACACUCCUUCUUCUUAACCGUCAUUCUCAUCAUAACCGCCGCAAAUGCCAUCGGCUCCGCAUCCACCACCGCCGUCAUCUACGCCUCAUCUACAGUCUGCGCCAUCGUUGCCGGCAACAUCAACCAAUACAUCCACUGCUACCAACAAAACCAGCACAAGAAUUCUCAUUAUUAUUAUGGAGAUGUUGCACCGGUGGAUGAGGUGGUUCCACACGUGUCCUUUGAAUCCAUCUCCGGCGGUCAAAGCUUCUUCUGCGGUCUCCGGUCCGGUGGACUCAGCCUUCUUUGUUGGGACGUGGACGGCGGAGCAUCGGUGUUGGUGCCGAAGAGGAUCUUCCACAGUAAAAUAGUGCAGUUAACCGAUCUAACUGUUGGUGAUUCUCAGGUUUGUGCUAGAGAGUCUCAAUCUGGUGUGGUAAGGUGUUGGAGAGGAGGCCGCAUUGAAAAUGGAUUCAAAUUUUACUCACCUGGUAAGGACCUUAGGUUCAAAAGCAUCACUUCAGGGUCUGGUUUCUCUUGUGGGGUAUUAAUGGAUAAUGGAAAGGUUCAUUGUUGGGGUAACAACAUUAGUAGUCAAAUUCAAGCACAAUUUGAUAAUAUUUCUAUGUCAAAGGUGAUUGCUGGGGUGUCACAUGUUUGUGGCUUAACAAUCUAUGAUGGGUUCUUAAUUUGCAAAGGGAACAAUGAUUCAGGCCAAUUGGGUCCUAAUUUAAAUUCAAGUUCUUAUUAUUCAGAGUUUUCAGGACUUGCAUUGGGAGAAGAUUUCACUUGUGGUAUUAGAAGAAAAAAUGGAUUUGUCCUAUGUUGGGGUGGUGCUGAAGAUACCAAAAAGUUUGAUUUGUUUAAUGAUGUUUCUUUCGAGUCAAUUGUAGCUGGUUUGGAUUUUGUUUGUGGGGUAACAACCAUGAAUUUGUCUUUGAUUUGUUGGGGUCCUGGUUGGUCUAAUAAUAAUGGUACUAAUUAUGAGAUUCCAUUGGGAAUUGUUCUUCCUAGUCCAUGUGUUAGAGCUGGUUGUGAUUCUUCUUGUGCUUCAUAUCCAAAUUCUGAUUAUUUGUGUCAUGGUUCUGGAACUAUUUGCUAUUCAUGUCAUGACAGUCAAAUUCCACUAGCUAUGCCAUUGAUUCUACCACCACCACUACCAUCGUCAACACAGGUUUCUAAUGUUCAUCACAAAAACAUGAGGGUGAUUUUGGUCAUUUUGAUUGUUGGAUCAAUUGGUGCUUUUUCUGGUUUAUGCACUAUUCUUUAUUUCCUUUGGAUUGGAGCUAAAAGACUAUUCUUAAAGAAGAGAGAUGUUGAUAAUUCAGAGCAACCUCAAAGAAGUGAUGAUUCUGAUGAUGAUGAUGAUGAUGCCUAUAUUGAAUUGGCUCCACUGCCGGCGAAUCGCGCAUCAAAUGCAACAUUAGGAUCACUGAAGAGACAUAGGAGUGUUGGUAGUUCAUCGUCAUCAAAGCAUAAUUUGGAUAAGAUUGAAAAUUUUUCAUUACAUGAAUUAGUCAUAGCCACUGAUAAUUUUUCAAAUGAUAACAAGAUAGGUUCUGGAAGCUUUGGCUCUGUAUACAAAGGGAAGCUAGCCGAUGAUCGCGAAGUUGCCAUCAAGAGAGGAGAUAUUGUUUCUAGCACAAAGAAGAAAUUCCAAGAGAAGGAAAUUGCAUUUGAUUCAGAAUUGUCAUUGUUAUCGCGGCUUCAUCACAAGCAUCUUGUGAGACUAAUAGGUUUCUGUGAGGAGAAUGAAGAGAGGCUCUUGGUUUAUGAGUACAUGAGCAAUGGAUCAAUCCAUGAACAUUUACAUAACAAGAACAAUGUUGAGAAAAAUAGUAGCAUUUUGAAUUCUUGGAAGAUGAGGAUCAAAAUUGCAUUGGAUGCUGCCAGGGGAAUUGAGUACAUUCACAACUAUGCUGUUCCACCAAUUAUCCAUAGAGAUAUCAAAUCCUCAAAUAUACUAUUGGACUCAAAUUGGAAUGCUAAGGUUUCUGAUUUCGGAUUGUCCCUUAUUUGGCCGGAGACGGAACAAGAUUCGACUCCUAUAAAGGCGGUUGGCACAGUUGGUUACAUAGAUCCGGAAUACUAUGAAUUGAAUGUGUUAACAACAAAAAGUGAUGUGUAUGGUUUAGGAGUGGUUAUGUUGGAGCUUCUAACGGGAAAAAGAGUUGUGUUCAAAUUAGAUGACGAGAGUAGUCCUGUGGGAAUAGUAGAAUAUGCAAGGCCAAAAAUAACAAAAGGGGAAUUAUGCAGUAUUUUGGACUAUAGAAUUGAAAAACCUAAUGUUAACGAGCUUGAGGCUCUUAAGAUUAUGACUUUCAUUGCUAUACAUUGUGUGAAUUUAGAGGGAAAAGAAAGGCCUGAAAUGGCUGAAGUUGUUGCUAACUUAGAGAGGGCAUUGGCUUUUUUGGAGGGUAGUUCUAGUACCAGCCUCUCUAUUGUUUCAUGUUCAAAAUCGGGUCACAAAAUUUGA